This is a messenger RNA of Saitoella complicata NRRL Y-17804, 371 nucleotides long. RefSeq lists its product as uncharacterized. The transcript has a single exon. NCBI's taxonomy places the organism in Eukaryota, Fungi, Ascomycota, Saitoellomycetes, Saitoellales, Saitoellaceae. Bases 12 to 266 code for a protein of 84 amino acids. The record is from RefSeq and is a predicted model, not a curated record.
AUCUGAAUGAGAUGUUGCGGAUAUUGGUACGAGGGGAUGAUUGUGAUAGGAUUGCGGCGGUGGAGUUUGGGGAUGUUGAUGGGAUGCCGUGGGUUAGGCCCGUGCCAGUGGACGAGAUUACGGAGGUAGUACGGGGGGUGCUGAAAAGCGGAGAGGAGAAGGAGGAUGUUCGGGGGGUUGGGAGAGACGAGGGGGCUGCGCUGAAGUGGGCGACGGAGGGCAAUCAAGAGGGAACGGUGGUGGUGUGUGGGAGUCUUAUCUCAUAGGAGAGGUGAAGAAGUUGGAGAGGGAGGAAGGUAACAAUGAAGUAUGAGAAGAGAUCUUCCAUUCAGCUAUGUAUCCACCACAUUCGUAUCAAAGACGGUUGAAAC